This is a messenger RNA of Brassicogethes aeneus, 993 nucleotides long. Lineage: Eukaryota; Metazoa; Arthropoda; Insecta; Coleoptera; Nitidulidae. The record is from the annotation of a GenBank genome assembly.
ACCCGGCAAAAAUGGACGUUUUAAGCUCGAUGCGGAAGAACUUCAGCGAGCCCAACUACACGGAGGACUUCUCUGAACAUGGGCAAAUUCUUUCGGUGCAUUUCUCGCAGUUCGAAUGGUCGCAGGACUUGAUUUUAAUAGCGUUCGAGAAUAAAAUCGUGCUGGCAUUUUUAAACUUGGAGGAUGUGCCGUCUUUGAAUGUCAUGUCGGAGUUUAAGCAUCAAUGUAGAUGUUCUACAUUGAGUAUUUCUCCGGAGACAAAUUUGAACAUCGUCCCUAAUAUUUUGAUGUUUUGUGUUGGGGGGAGCGAUUUUAAGCUGAGGAUUUACACGAGCGAUAUGAAUGAGAGUAAUACUUGCAAGAUUUUAGCUGGUCAUACAAGUUACAUAAACGAUGUGAGUUUUGAUCCAGAAAAUACAUAUUUAGCGUCCGUGAGUGACGAUAAUACGGCUAAAAUAUGGUCCGUGGAUGAUUUUAAGUUGAAGAAUACAUUUAAUUUAACAUCUCCAGGUAUGAGUGCUGUGUGGCACAGAGAUGAUUGCAAUAAGUUACUAGUAGGCGAAAAAAUCGGAAUAAUACGAUUUUACAACGUCGAAAGUGAAAUGCCUGUUAUUUCGUUGGAUUACGGUAAACCUUUAAUAGGGGCUCAUUGGGCCCCCGUAAAUGAGCAAAUGGUAUCCUCGUUGCAUCUAGGAGAGCUGCUAGUUUGGGAUUUGAGCAAACCAUGUUUUCCUGUUUGGACAAGUGUUCUUUUUCCGGAAAACGGGGGCAGUAUAAAGUUUAGUCCGCAGGCGGAAUUGUUAGCAGCCACUAAUAGUCUCGAGGGGACUCUUAAAGUUGUUCACGUUAAAUCUCAGGCCACGAAAUUGGCAGCAAACCUGACAUUGCCUACGAAUGUGAGCUGGCAUUAUAGAUAUCCUCUAGUUUGUGUUGGAGAUGAUAGGAAGUUGUGUUUUUGGAAGGUUUCCGCCAAUUAAUCGUUGUUAAUAAUAA